AUGGCUGUCUAUGAAAUACAACAAUAUGGCGACGGUUCUCGUAAUUAUUCCGGCAUCAGCCAUGUUUAUGUUGGGUUGCCGAAUCAAAAAGGUCACGGUAUAGGUAGUUUCUUAGGAGGAUUAUUUAGAAGAGUAUUACCUUUCUUAAAGACGGGUCUUAAAGCUGUAGGAAAAGAAGCUUCAAGGUCUGGUGUGAAUAUAGCUACAAACGUAUUGGAUCAUAAGAUACCUGCUGAGGAUGCUUUUAAAAUGCGCGUGCGUGAAUCAGGUAAAAAUUUAAAACGGAAAGCCCAGCAAAAAAUUGAUAGUCUUAUGAGUGGUUCUGGUUAUAUAUCCGGUCAGUUAGAUUCUGCAGACGAGUUUGUUGUUCAAGGGCAGGGUGAUGAAUGCAUCAACCUAGCACAUACGAUGUUGAAACUAAGUGUACGUAUUAUUCGGAAACAGUCAGUUACUGCAGCGGCUGCGGUUCCUAAAGUAGCGCCUGUUAACAACUUUAUGCAUUCAAUGUUCAGCCAGGUUGAUGUAUUAUUUAAUCAAAAACCUGUUUCAACACCUAAUAAUUUAUACGCUUAUCGUUCAUACAUUGAAACUUUAUUAAAUUACGGUGUUGAUGCUAAAACAUCACAUUUAACAACAGUAGGAUGGUGGUGUGAUACGCCUGGAAAAAUGGACAGUUUAGACGAUGAAAAUGUAGGAUUGAAAAAACGCCGUGAGUUAUUGACAUGCGAUAAAACUGCGGAUUUUAUCGGACAUCUACAUUGCGAUGUUUUUAAUCAAGAAAGAUUUCUUAUAAACAGUGUUGAAAUGCGUUUGCGUUUAACAUGUUCUCGCGACGCGUUUUGUUUAAUGGACGCUUCCACCAAGGGGUGCGUUUUUAACAUUGUCGACGCUAAUCUGUUAGUAAGACGUGCAAAAAUUUCACCAGGGACGCUUUUAUCACACGCUCGUAUGCUAGGUAAGACAACAGCUAAAUACCCUCUGACACGUGUUGAGGUUAAAGCUAUUUCAAUGCCUGCUGGUGUACAUGGUGAAACUAUGGACAACAUAAUUCAUGGUCAAAUACCGAGACGUUUAAUCAUAGGUUUUGUUGAUAAUAAAGCUUUCAAUGGCGACGCUACGAUGAACCCGUUUAAUUUUCGAAAUUUUGGAAUUAACUACUUAUCAUUAUACGUUGACGGUCGGCAAAUACCGUCAAAACCUCUUCAACCCGAUUAUGGGGCACGUAUGAAUUACGUAGACGCUUACCACACACUGUUUUCGGGUACAGGUAUCCAUUUUUUGAACGAAGGAAACACAAUAGACAGGUUUGAGUACCCUAACGGGUAUUGCUUAUACGUUUUUGAUUUAACGCCCGAUUUAUCAGCUAAUAGUAAUACACAUUGGAAUUUGAUCAAGCAUGGGAUGGUGCGUAUAGAAGUUAGAUUCGACAAAGCUUUAACAACAACCACAAACUGUAUAAUAUAUGCAGAGUAUGAGAGUGUUUUGGAAAUAGACGCUUCUAGACAAGUAACUGUAGAUUUUGCAGGGUAA
This is a messenger RNA of Cotesia glomerata, 1530 nucleotides long. RefSeq lists its product as uncharacterized. Lineage: Eukaryota; Metazoa; Arthropoda; Insecta; Hymenoptera; Braconidae. Bases 1 to 1530 code for a protein of 509 amino acids. Gene Ontology annotation, molecular function: ribonucleoside-diphosphate reductase activity, thioredoxin disulfide as acceptor. The record is from RefSeq and is a predicted model, not a curated record. Gene Ontology annotation, cellular component: cytosol. Gene Ontology annotation, biological process: deoxyribonucleotide biosynthetic process. The transcript is spliced from 2 exons.